CCCUAACUCCGAGAAGCCAAACCGCCGGGAACUCAGCGUUAAGUAAAACCUACACAACCUAUGUCCGUCGCGCAGUGAUGUCGUAACGAGCGCCCUCCUGAGGGGCGGGGCCAGGCGAAGAAACUAUCGUUUUGAUUGGUCCAGGUUGGCGCGGGGUCUCCUGGGAUCCGGAAAAUGCUGCCUCUCCGCACGGAAGUCGGUGUCUUUGAGUCAUAGAAGCGAGACACGCCAGUACCGUGGGAAUAAGAUGGCGGGGAAGAGGAAUGUUCUGUCGUCUCUGGCAGUUUACGCGGAAGAUUCAGAGCCCGAGUCUGACGGAGAGGCUGGAGUCGAAGCGGUGGGCAGCGCGGCUGAGGAGAAAGGUGGAUUAGUAUCUGAUGCUUAUGGAGAGGACGACUUUUCACGCCUAGGGGGUGAUGAAGAUGGUUAUGAAGAAGAAGAGGAUGAGAACAGCAAACAGUCGGAAGAUGACGAUUCAGAGACUGAAAAACCUGAGGCUGAUGACCCAAAGGAUAAUACAGAAGUAGAAAAGCGAGAUCCCCAGGAAUUAGUGGCCUCCUUUUCUGAAAGAGUCCGGAACAUGUCACCUGAUGAAAUCAAGAUCCCGCCAGAACCCCCUGGCAGAUGCUCAAAUCACUUACAAGACAAGAUCCAGAAACUUUAUGAGCGGAAAAUAAAGGAAGGAAUGGAUAUGAACUACAUUAUCCAAAGGAAGAAAGAAUUUCGGAACCCCAGCAUCUACGAGAAGCUGAUCCAGUUCUGUGCCAUCGAUGAGCUCGGCACCAACUACCCAAAGGAUAUGUUUGACCCCCAUGGCUGGUCUGAAGAUUCCUACUAUGAGGCAUUAGCCAAGGCCCAGAAGAUUGAAAUGGACAAAUUGGAAAAGGCCAAAAAGGAACGAACCAAAAUUGAGUUUGUGACGGGCACCAAGAAGGGCACCACGACCAACGCCACAGCCACUACCACCACCACCACCAGCACAGCCGUUGCAGACGCCCAAAAGAGAAAGAGCAAGUGGGACUCUGCCAUCCCAGUGACGACAAUAGCCCAGCCCACCAUCCUUACCACCACGGCCACCCUGCCGGCUGUUGUCACAGUCACCACCAGUGCCAGUGGCUCUAAGACCACUGUCAUCUCUGCCGUGGGCACCAUUGUGAAGAAGGCCAAGCAGUGACCGGAGGGGCCGCCCUAGGACUUGAAAGGACUGUGCAGCCCAGUGACCGGUGCCCACUGGGAGGUGCUACUUUGUAUAUUUCAGGACUGGAACUUGCUGUCCCAGAUGCUCCCCGAGGGGCUUCUGUGGCAUUUCAGCCAGAAGAAGGACAUUGCGGCACAGGAUUAGGGUGUCAUGGACAGUGUCUGUUCUUGCACCACCUGGGACUGUCACCCUAUUAAAAGUGCUGUAUUCUUAACAUCCUGGCA
Messenger RNA from Carlito syrichta (Philippine tarsier), 1422 nucleotides. RefSeq names its product SAP30 binding protein (gene SAP30BP). The record is from RefSeq and is a predicted model, not a curated record. NCBI's taxonomy places the organism in Eukaryota, Metazoa, Chordata, Mammalia, Primates, Tarsiidae. Bases 248 to 1174 code for a protein of 308 amino acids. Gene Ontology annotation, cellular component: nucleus. Gene Ontology annotation, biological process: regulation of DNA-templated transcription. The transcript is spliced from 11 exons.